Equus quagga is the source of this 954-nucleotide messenger RNA. RefSeq names its product olfactory receptor 2T1-like. Gene Ontology annotation, molecular function: olfactory receptor activity; G protein-coupled receptor activity. NCBI's taxonomy places the organism in Eukaryota, Metazoa, Chordata, Mammalia, Perissodactyla, Equidae. Gene Ontology annotation, cellular component: membrane. The record is from RefSeq and is a predicted model, not a curated record. Gene Ontology annotation, biological process: G protein-coupled receptor signaling pathway.
AUGCAAGUGGACAACACAUCCUCUACAGACUUCACUUUCAUGGGGCUGUUCAACAGAAAGGACAUCUCAGUCCUUCUGCUUGUCAUCAUUUCUAUCAUCUUUUUCACUGCGCUGAUGGCCAAUGGGGUCAUGAUCUUCCUGAUCCGCACUGACUCAUGUCUCCACACUCCCAUGUACUUCCUGCUCAGUCACCUCUCCUUCAUUGACAUGAUGUACAUCUCUACCAUUGUGCCAAAGAUGCUGGUUGACUACCUGUUCGGUCAAAGCACUAUCUCCUUUUUGGGAUGCACAGCUCAACAUUUCCUCUACCUCACCCUUGUGGGAGCUGAGUUCUUCCUACUGGGCCUCAUGGUCUAUGACCGCUAUAUGGCCAUCUGCAAUCCCCUCUGCUAUCCUGUCCUCAUGAGCCGACGGGUCUGCUGGAUGGUCAUAGCAGGUUCCUGGUUUAGGGGUUCUUUGGAUGGCUUUCUCCUAACUCCCAUAACCAUGAGCUUCCCCUUCUGCAAUUCCUGGGAGAUUACCCAUUUCUUCUGUGAGGCACCUGCAGUCCUGAAGUUGGCAUGUGCAGACACGCUCUAUGAGACAGUGAUGUACGUGUGCUGUGUUUUGAUGCUGCUGAUUCCUUUCUCUGUGGUGAUUGCCUCUUGUGCCCAAAUCCUGACCACAGUUCACCACAUGAGCUCAGGGGAAGGGAGGAAGAAAGCAUUUGCCACCUGCUCAUCUCACAUGAUAGUGGUUACCUUGUUCUAUGGGGCUGCCAUGUACACCUACAUGCUGCCACAUUCUUACCACAGGCCAGACCAGGACAAAGUCUUCUCUGUGUUCUACACCAUCCUCACACCCAUGCUAAACCCCCUCAUCUAUAGUCUGAGGAACAAGGAUGUGACCGGAGCUCUGAAGACGGCACUGGGGAGAAUCAAGGGUACACAAAGAGCGUCAGGGGAUGCCUUUUGA